This is a messenger RNA of Bipolaris victoriae FI3, 1209 nucleotides long. RefSeq lists its product as hypothetical. The record is from RefSeq and is a predicted model, not a curated record. NCBI's taxonomy places the organism in Eukaryota, Fungi, Ascomycota, Dothideomycetes, Pleosporales, Pleosporaceae. Gene Ontology annotation, molecular function: protein binding. The coding region runs from base 1 to 1209 and encodes 402 amino acids. The transcript has a single exon.
AUGUUCAAGAAACUCAAAGACAAGUUAAAAGGCGACGAAAAGCCAUCUUACGGAACAGAUCAGCACAAUCUACAAUCAAACAAUCCUUACUAUCAACAUUCUCAAGAACCAUCAACAGAGAAAUACCAGCCUCCUCCUGGUCCCCCGCCAAACCAGGCCUCUUCAUCAAAGCCCGAAUACACAGCACCUCCAGGGCCCCCACCUAACCACAAUAUAGCAUCUUCGUCAUCCUACACAGCCCCUCCUGGGCCUCCACCAGGUCAUCAGUCUUCAGGCUACGCGGCACCACCAGGUCCACCUCCUUCAUACCCCCAGCAACCACCUCCAAGCUGGGAUCCACCCCCAUACCACGACUGGACCGUGAUACCCGACACCGCGCUUCUCCCUCCUCCCCCCUCAAUGGGCUACGACAGUUCCCCCACGGCAAACGCCACAGCCGAAGAAGGCGACCGAGCGCUCGCCUGGACAAAAGCGCACCCCUUAUGGCCCCCUCAAGCCCUCCACCCAAGCACCUACACCGCAAUCCAAAACGCGCAGCUCGCCCUCCUCAAACCCCCCUCCCUAGCCGGAGACUUGUUCCCUCAACAAAGCGCAGGCCACUGGCGCAUCCGCACCUAUCCUUCCUGCCGCGACUCCAGCAUCCUGUCCAACCUCCCCCUCUACAGCGCCCUCACUGACUCCCCCCUAAUUACACACCACCCCAGAACCCUCUACUUCGAGCUCAAAGUCACAUCCAUAGGCCACGGCGCCUCGUCUUCCCUCUCCGAAGCAGACGCUGGCAUCGCAAUCGGGUUCGUCGCCCCUCCGUACCCCACCUUCCGGCUCCCGGGCUGGGAACGCGCUAGCUUGGGUGUCCACGGUGAUGAUGGCAGAAAGUAUGUGAAUGAUGCGUGGGGUGGCAAUGAUUUUACGACUGCGUUUAAGCCAGGGGAUAUGGUGGGGAUUGGCAUGACAUUUGAGGUGCCGAAGAAUCCGCCGGCGUAUCAAGGGGGACAGGAAGGGAAGAUGUUGGAUAUCAAGGUUUUCUUUACCAGGAAUGGGGUCAAGGAGGGAGAGUGGGAUGGGAAUGAGGAGUUGGAUGUUAGGAGUGAGGGAGGCAAUCUGGGACUAAGGGGGGAGUGUGAUUUGUUUGCUGCGAUUGGAGUGUUUGGGGGAGUCGAGUUUGAUGUGUUUUUCCAUCCGGGUCAGUGGCUGUACAGGCCUGUGUAA